Molecule: messenger RNA, 2875 nt
Organism: Pseudogymnoascus verrucosus
Lineage: Eukaryota; Fungi; Ascomycota; Leotiomycetes; Thelebolales; Thelebolaceae
Exons: 4
Coding region: 503-2875 (790 amino acids)
Source: RefSeq, a predicted model, not a curated record
AUACAAGACUUGCUGUACAGUACUUACUACACUUACCUACACAUACUUACACAUACUACCAAGCCCCAAGUCAUCCAAGAUGGUGGGGUCUUUCUUGACUGACUCUGGUUACUGCAGUGUCUGACUGCGGCCAUGCCGACGCACAAGUCCCAAAGAGCAAAAAAGCUCCAAGGAACGCAUGUCUUUGUACUCCCUGCCCUCCCCUUCACAGUACUGACAGUACCCUCCUUUGUUCCACCCUCUAACACCCAAUCCCCCUUCCAAUACUCCUCCAUUGGCCCUGCGCCCUGUCAUCCUAUAUCUGAUCACCUCCCAAAAAAACAGUGGCGCGCGAGCGAUGUCCCCGCUGCAUCUUAUCCCAUCUUACCCACGAUCGAUGCUCGUGCGUUGUGCCGCCACUGUGCACAAUCUGAAGUUGUGAACCUAUCCACCACGGCUACACGAUCGUGAGCUUUUGUCGCAUUUCCUUCUUGUCUGUAAUUUUAAAAACUGAAGCCCUCUGAUGACCACGAUGAUGGCCUCACGGUGGCCGCUGGCCGUAUCGCUAUCGCUGCUGCCCCUCGCUUGGGCGCAGUCCUCGGGAUGGGUUGAGAACCAGGCCAAUACGACGAUGUGUAUAUGGACCCUGCCUCGAGUGGGCGUCAUUCGGGAUACGGCGUAUAUUGACGGUGGACAAUUAUACUGGCAGCCUUCGCUGAAAGACGGCUCGCCCGCUGAACUCCUCCAAGAUGGAUUCGACCACGGACUCGUCUAUACACUAAAUUUCAGCACGCCCUUCAAGACCUCCGACAACUUCUCCGAGGUCCUCACAUCCAUCACGUCCGUCACCGGCGCCUCAGACGACAUAAAGCCGAUAUACGUCGACGGCGCCCUCCUCGCCAACGACGGCGAGUUCCUCGCAUAUGGAGGUCUAUCCCUCGCCACCGUGGCCGUAACGACUCCGGAUGCCGGCUCGACAUUCGGCUACCAGCGCUACUGGUAUGGCGGGCAGGACAAGAAGUUCGAGCCUACCUUCCUUCUCAACACCGAGAUCACGGCGGGAAUCACGCGCUAUGUUGGGUUUGGCGCUGGCGUCAGCGUGCCGUCGGAGAAUAUGGGAUAUUACUUUGGAGGCAUGAAUUCGAAGAGCCAUGGCCCGGUCUAUUACCCGUCUGGCAAUGCGACGACGGAUCCGACGACGUAUUCGAGGGAUCUGAUCUCGGUUGAUAUGACGAAUCAGAUGCAGGAGGUGUGGAAGAAUGAGACGAUAAAGUCGAUUGUCCCUGGUCGCGCAAGCCCGGAGAUGGUGUGGGUACCGGUGGGGAAGAAUGGGUUGUUGGUCGUUAUUGGAGGUGUUGUUGAUCCGGUGUUUGCGAAUGCGUCUUCCAGUCUUACUGCUGAGAGGAUGGCUAAUAGUCAACUCAAAAGCCCCGGCUUCAUCACCACAGUCUCGGUCUACGACAUCGAGUCUAAAACCUGGUUCCAGCAGGACACGACCGGGGGACCGGCAAAAACGGCCUGGACUCAGGGGUGCACAGUUGUUGCCUCGGCCCCUGAUGGGUCAAGUCAUAAUAUCUACUACUACGGCGGUUUCGACGGGAUCAAUCUGCGCUCCCCCUUCAACGACGAAGUCUGGAUUCUGUCCCUCCCGAGCUUCACCUGGGUAAAAGCCGCAGUCGGCAGAUCCGGCCACGGCCGCGCAGGUCACCGCUGCAUCAAACCCUACCCGGACCAGAUGAUCGUUCUAGGCGGCUAUCCAGCCAACGGGGGGACAGCACAAACCUGCGUCACCGGCGGGAUAGUCCAGCUCUUCAACCUCACAUCCCUGCAGUGGAUAGACUCCUACGACCCUCGGGUGUGGAGUAACUACACCGUCCCGUCCGUCGUCACUGCCGCCAUCGCCGGCGCCGCGAGUACGAAAUGGAAUAACGCAUCCCUCGCCACUGUCUUUGAGACUGAAUACGAUACCAGCAAAAUCACACCCUGGUAUCCCUACGCAUACACCAGCACCCCAACCAACCCCACCAACCCCCCCGUCCCUACCACAACCACCGUUCCAGCGCCCGGAGGUGGGACACCCAAAUGGCUCGCCCCCGUCCUCGGCGUCGUCCUAACCCUCGUCGUCCUCUCCGCCCUCGCCAUCGCCUUCCUCCUCUAUCGCCGCCGUCGCUACCUCCGCCGCCGCGACAGCGUGGCCGCCACAUCUGAAGUAAACCGAAACCGCAUCCUAAGCUGGGUGUGGGGACAUGACCCCAAAACCGGAACCGUCACGUCUGAUGAGACGCCUAGCACGGCGUUUGAUGACGAUUCUGCGGGUGUGGGUGGUGGGGGGAGGCAUUUGAGCACCACGGGGACGGUGCCGAGUGUUAGUGUGAAUGUGGUGGAAGCCGGGGGGGAUAUGGUGUAUGAGCUCCCUGGCACGAGUCAGGCGCAGGAGCUGAGCGCGGCGCGGGAGGAGGUGGGGGCGGCGGGGUUGGCGUAUGUGCCGAUUGGGGGUGGGGGGGGGUUGCAUCCCAGCCCAUCGGUAGCAUCAACAGCAUCACGAAGCAGCGAGUUGAGCGCUGACGGCGCGGGGGUGGUGUCACCCAGAGGUGAUUCGCCGGGGCUGACUGACGCUGGUGCGGCGUUUGGGAGGGAAUCCCCCUCCAUUGGCCUUGGGAAGGGAGAGCUUGAUGGUGGAGCGGGCGCAGGAGAGAGGAGACGCAGCGGCCCUGUUACGCCUAGGACGGAGAGGUGGGGGAGUUUGGGGAGUUUGGGGAGUUUGGGGGAGGGAGGAAAUGGGGAGAUGAGCGCUACGGGGGGGUUGAGUCCGGAUGUUGGGUCUGAUGGUGCGGGUCAGGGUCAGGGGAGGAGGAGGAAGAGUGCUUUUGGGGAGAUGUUGGAUGAGGAGAAGUGA